UGGAGUUAAUGAUCAAAAUUCUUUAUCAAAUAAUAACAUUUCUUACGAUCAAAGUUCUCCAUCUUUAAUUGAUCUAAAUCCCUUCUUUAGCAAUUUAAUUAAUCAUUAUAUUAUUGACAAAGAAUUAGAAAACAAAAUUCUUGCGGCAAAAAAACAAAUUUCUGAUGCACAGAAACAAAUUUCUUUUGCACAAGAAAAAAGAAAUGCCAAUUCUUUAAUUAUACAAAGAUACAUGGAUCAGAUACGAAGAUAG
Messenger RNA from Scutellospora calospora, 253 nucleotides. The record is from the annotation of a GenBank genome assembly. NCBI's taxonomy places the organism in Eukaryota, Fungi, Glomeromycota, Glomeromycetes, Diversisporales, Gigasporaceae.